AUGGGUGAGCUGGGCUUAGGUUGGGAAAUUCUUUUAACUAUUUGUGACAUUUUGAACAUUGGCCCUCCAGUUUAUAGUGAUAGUGCUUACCAAAAACACAAUCAAUCGGUGAAUCUAGCAACAAGAAAAGUCUUGGAAGAAAGAUUGAACAUUGGCGCGGCUGGUCGACUUGAUAUUGUAAUGAAAGAGCUGAAAAUGUCUGCUGGUUUUUAUACAAAAACUGGAAGUGGGAGAAAGAAUGACAAGAGAGUAAAACAAGCAAAUGCAAGGGCCCAGGUGAAGUUCAAGGAAGCAAGACAGAAGAUUCAACAGGCAAAAUUGGCGGAAGAGGCAAGAUCGAACGCACGGAAAGGAGUAACAUAUGAGAGCGCGGCAUUUAACGUGGAUUGUUUUAGUGGUUCAACUAAGAGAAAGAGGAUGACAGGAAAAGUAGUGGUAAAAAGGGCAAAAGCAAGCUGCCAAGAAAAGAAUAGAGCCUCAAACACUCUUAUAACACUCAAACAACAAGUUCCAACGGAAAUUAAACUUUAA
Molecule: messenger RNA, 531 nt
Organism: Paramuricea clavata
Lineage: Eukaryota; Metazoa; Cnidaria; Anthozoa; Malacalcyonacea; Plexauridae
Source: the annotation of a GenBank genome assembly